This is a messenger RNA of Mercenaria mercenaria, 486 nucleotides long. RefSeq lists its product as uncharacterized. Lineage: Eukaryota; Metazoa; Mollusca; Bivalvia; Venerida; Veneridae. The transcript has a single exon. The coding region runs from base 1 to 486 and encodes 161 amino acids. The record is from RefSeq and is a predicted model, not a curated record.
AUGAGAAAGGCCGAAAAGGAGCAGCGUGAUACUGAAACGGUGUUACGGGAAGAAAUUACCGAUCUGAAGUGUCGUAGUAUGAGGGACAAUCUUUUGUUUUUUAAACUUCUGGAGGAGAAAGAAGAAAACUGUGUGCAGAAGGUUCUUGAAUUGAUAGAAAACGACAUGAAAAUAGAAAAUGCUAAACAGGAAAUAAAGCUCCACCGUGCACAUCGAGUUGGGAAAUAUAACAACACGAAGGUCCGACCUAUAGUCGCUAAAUUUGCCUACUUUCCAGACAGAGAGAGGGUCAAGAUGGCGGCGAAAGCUCUGGCAGGAACCCCGUAUGGUGUUGGAGAACAAUUCCCCAAGGAAAUUGUAGAUACCAGAAAGAGGCUCGUACCCAUUAUGAAGAAGGCUAGGGAUGAGGGAAAAGACGCUUUCAUAAAAGUAGAUAAACUGUAUAUAAAUAAGCAACUAUAUAGGGAAGGGUCAGAAAAUGUAUAG